AACAUUGGCAAGCUGAAGCCUUUGUUGAACAAGUGGCUGGAGGAGGCCGACUCCUCCACGGGCAGCCCCACGAGCAUCGACAAGAUCGCGGCGCAGGGCAGGAAGAGGAAGAAGAGGACGUCCAUCGAGGUGAGCGUCAAGGGCGUGCUGGAGACUCACUUCCUCAAGUGCCCCAAGCCGGCCGCCCAGGAGAUCUCCUCGCUGGCAGACAGCCUGCAGCUCGAGAAGGAGGUGGUGCGGGUCUGGUUUUGCAACAGGAGGCAAAAAGAGAAGAGAAUGACUCCGCCGGGCGAGCAGCAGCCACACGACGUGUACGCGCACGGCGUCAAAACGGACACGGGCUGCCACGACCUCUGA
Messenger RNA from Tinamus guttatus (white-throated tinamou), 357 nucleotides. RefSeq names its product POU class 3 homeobox 4 (gene POU3F4). The record is from RefSeq and is a predicted model, not a curated record. Gene Ontology annotation, molecular function: RNA polymerase II cis-regulatory region sequence-specific DNA binding; DNA-binding transcription factor activity, RNA polymerase II-specific. Gene Ontology annotation, cellular component: nucleus. Gene Ontology annotation, biological process: brain development; regulation of transcription by RNA polymerase II. Lineage: Eukaryota; Metazoa; Chordata; Aves; Tinamiformes; Tinamidae.